CGAAGUGUGCGACGUCGGUUGAUCGUUUGUGAUUUGUGAUUUAUAUGUUUUUGCUACCCCCUGUUCUGUCAGCCAUUGUGUGUGUGGGCUGAUUUUGCGUCUAAUUUUUGUCUCACUUUUUUUCUCAUAGUUUUUUUUUUUGCGUGGAGGGGCAAGUCUCCGCCAAUUGGGGGCGCAUCGGUCAGUUGUGCGCUGGACGAGCAGCGACAAACAUCCGGUUACCGGGCAAAAAAGAAAACAAAAAGAACUCCCACAUACCACAGAUCCAUCAAUCGAAUCGCGCAUGGAAAACAUCUAAAACAUCUCCUCCAGACACCGUCUCGUGUGGUGUGAGAGUUUGGUUCUGCUUGUGUUGUGUUUGUGUUGUAUUUUUUGCUGUUUUUUGUUGUUUGUUUUCAAGUUCAAGUGGCAAAAGGUAGCGAGAAAAAGUGUGCUGAGCAUGGAAGUGCUUAAGAAAGACGCCGCCAUGGGCUCACCGAGCAGCGUCUUCUAUUUCCUGCUGCUGCCCACCUUGAUCCUGUGGUACAUCUACUGGCGCCUCUCCCGCGCCCAUCUGUACAGGCUGGCAGGACGUUUGCCGGGACCGCGUGGCCUGCCCAUUGUGGGUCACCUGUUCGAUGUGAUUGGACCCGCCUCAUCUGUUUUCAAAACAGUUAUCCGGAAGAGCGCACCCUUUGAGCACAUUGCCAAAAUGUGGAUCGGUCCCAAGCUGGUGGUCUUCAUCUACGAUCCACGUGAUGUGGAGCUGCUGCUCAGCAGUCAUGUCUACAUUGACAAGGCAUCCGAGUACAAGUUCUUCAAGCCCUGGCUGGGCGAUGGGCUGUUGAUAAGCACAGGUCAAAAAUGGCGCUCGCAUCGUAAACUAAUCGCACCCACAUUCCAUUUGAAUGUCUUGAAGAGCUUCAUCGAGCUGUUCAACGAGAACUCGCGCAAUGUGGUGCGGAAGCUGCGUGCGGAGGAUGGACGCACAUUUGAUUGUCAUGAUUACAUGAGCGAGGCGACUGUGGAGAUUCUAUUGGAGACAGCCAUGGGCGUGUCAAAGAAAACGCAGGACAAGUCCGGCUUUGAGUAUGCAAUGGCUGUGAUGCGAAUGUGCGACAUACUCCAUGCCCGACAUCGGAGCAUCUUUCUGCGGAAUGAGUUUGUGUUUACGCUGACGCGAUACUAUAAGGAGCAGGGCCGUCUGCUGGGCAUUAUCCAUGGCCUCACCACCAAGGUCAUUCGCAGCAAGAAGGCGGCCUUCGAGCAGGGCACUCGUGGAUCGCUGGCCCAGUGUGAGCUCAAAGCGGCCGCUCUGGAGCGAGAGCGUGGACAGGAGCAGGCGGAGAUUGGUGCUGGGACGACGACGGCGACGGAAACUGCUUGUGAGGGCACACCUGGGCUGGCUGGGCUCUCGUAUGGCCAGUCAGCGGGCCUCAAGGACGAUCUGGAUGUGGAGGACAAUGAUAUUGGGGAGAAGAAGCGUUUGGCAUUUCUCGAUCUGAUGCUGGAGAGCGCCCAGAACGGUGCCCUCAUCACGGACACGGAGAUCAAGGAGCAGGUGGAUACGAUUAUGUUCGAGGGUCAUGACACCACCGCCGCCGGUUCGUCCUUCUUCCUCUCACUGAUGGGCAUACACCAGGAGAUCCAGGAUCGUGUGAUUGCCGAGCUGGAUGGCAUUUUCGGUGACUCGCAGCGACCAGCCACGUUCCAGGACACGCUCGAAAUGAAAUAUCUGGAACGUUGCCUCAUGGAAACGCUGCGCAUGUACCCGCCCGUGCCGCUCAUUGCACGCGAGUUGCAGGAGGAUUUGAAGCUAAAUUCGGGCGAUUACGUUAUACCGCGUGGCGCCACAGUGACGGUGGCCACUGUGCUGUUGCAUCGCAAUCCCAAGGUCUACACGAAUCCCAAUGUCUUCGAUCCGGAUAACUUUCUGCCCGAGCGUCAGGCCAAUCGGCACUAUUAUGCCUUUGUGCCAUUCUCAGCGGGACCACGCAGUUGUGUGGGGCGCAAGUAUGCCAUGCUCAAGCUGAAAAUUUUACUCUCGACUAUUUUGCGGAAUUAUCGCGUCUACUCGGACCUCAGUGAGUCUGACUUUAAGCUCCAGGCGGACAUUAUAUUGAAGCGUGAGGAGGGUUUUCGUGUGCGCCUACAGGCCAGAUGAGCACCACAACAAAAAACCAACAAAAAACCAAGAAAAAA
This is a messenger RNA of Drosophila subobscura, 2181 nucleotides long. It is a transcript of the gene Cyp4g15, whose product is annotated as cytochrome P450 4g15. Gene Ontology annotation, molecular function: monooxygenase activity; iron ion binding; oxidoreductase activity, acting on paired donors, with incorporation or reduction of molecular oxygen. The record is from RefSeq and is a predicted model, not a curated record. The transcript has 5 exons. Lineage: Eukaryota; Metazoa; Arthropoda; Insecta; Diptera; Drosophilidae. The coding region runs from base 440 to 2143 and encodes 567 amino acids.